ACGAACAACAAAUCCUAACAAACAAACCAUCAAUUUGCAUAUCUUUUUCUGCAUCGAAAGAAAAUAUUCUCGAAGCCUGAACGGACCAAAUAUCUCAAUCCAAAAACUCGGAAGAAGUUCAAGAAGAACGAGAAUGAUGAGUUCGCUCUUUCUAACCUUCGGAGUGCUGAAUCUAUUUCCAUGCGAAAGCCAGUUUUGCGAUAGGAAAUAAUUUCUAUUCUUCACGUUAAUUUAUUUUUUUGAUGAACACAAUAUCUGGAAGUGGUUCGAAGGUUGUGUUUUCAGAAACUUAUAAAUUAAAGUCGUCAUUUCUGGGAUUAUCAGUUGACAGUUGUCUCAGAAAAGCUACACCAUGCUUGUCGAAUUUUCUAAAUUGUUUUUUUGCGUUGUAGUUUUUAUAACUACAAUCGAGACUAAAUCUUUACCAAAAUACAUUCAAAAAUGUUCUUUGAAAGAUCCUAAUGCGUUUUCUAAGUGUGCUGUAGAAGUUGCAAUGAAGGCUAUUCCGAACAUUAUUACAGGUGAUAAGGAUUACAACAUACAGAAACUGAAUCCUCUUAAGAUUCCACUACUUCAAUUGGAUUCCAAUGGAUUAAACUUGAACUUGACGAAUCAAUUGGUGACAGGAAUUGAAACCGUUAAAUUUAAUACCAUCAAGUAUGACAAAACAGCUGGAAAAUUUACCCUGGACAUGAACUUUGUUCAUAUAAUGCUGGAAGGACAAUAUUCCAUAGGAGGAAAAAUUUUAGUGCUUCCAAUCUCUGGAAAUGGAGACGGUUAUAUGGAUUUCAAACAAUGCCAUCUCGUUUUCACUUUCGACUUGAAACCUGGAAAAGACGGAAAGCUAAAGGUUGACAACCCAGACCUAGAAACUGAUUUUGGUGGGGCCACAUUCCACAUGAAUAAUUUAUUCAAUGGAAAUAAACAAUUAGGAGAUGAAUUGAAUAAAUUCUUGAAUGACAACUGGCGAGAAAUCAUAAAGGAAUUCCAAGACUUGGUCAAGAAACCGAUGAACGCUCUUCUGAAAUCAGUUGCAGCUGGAAUUUUGGACAAUCUGACACAAAGUGAUGCAUUCAGUGAUUCAUAAUUCAGAAUUAAGAAAUUACUGAAAUCUUAGUUGAGUUUUAAGUAUAUUUUAGUUCAGUUUUGUAUGUAUAUAUGUAUAUAAAUUAUAAUUUUCAAAUAAU
Molecule: messenger RNA, 1187 nt
Organism: Harmonia axyridis
Lineage: Eukaryota; Metazoa; Arthropoda; Insecta; Coleoptera; Coccinellidae
Product: protein takeout-like
Exons: 6
Coding region: 353-1087 (244 amino acids)
Source: RefSeq, a predicted model, not a curated record